AUGGCCACCGAACUUUGGUACCCCUUCUUCGGUGCGCUGGGUUGCACCUCAGCCAUCGUCUUCACCUGCUUCGGAGCUGCCUAUGGAACUGCCAAGGCCGGUGUCGGUGUCUGCGGCAUGGCCGUCCUCAGACCCGAUCUGAUCGUCAAGAACAUCGUCCCCAUUGUCAUGGCGGGUAUUAUCGGUAUCUACGGUCUGGUCGUGUCCGUCCUUAUCGCCAACGAUCUGAACCAAAAGGUGCCGCUGUACACCGGAUUCAUUCAGCUGGGAGCUGGUCUCGCUGUCGGUCUGGCCGGUCUGGCUGCUGGUUUUGCCAUUGGUAUUGUGGGUGACGCUGGUGUCCGUGGAACUGCUCAACAGCCCCGUCUCUACGUUGGAAUGAUUUUGAUUCUCAUUUUCGCUGAAGUUUUGGGUCUGUACGGUCUUAUCGUCGCCCUUCUCAUGAACUCCCGCUCGAGAAUUGACGCCGUCUGCUAAGCGAACGUUCCUAAUGCUCGCUCGCCCGCACGUUCUCUGUGAGACUCGUGCGCGCACCGGCGAUGGCAACGACGAGAUGUGAACAAGAACCCGCGCGAGCGGUGCCCCGUCGUUGAAGCCUAGUGUUCCCCAUGUUACGAAUCGUUUAUACCGUGAAGCGCGGAUUUGGUCCAGAAAUCCAUUCUCAAGAAAACAUGAUCUUUUAACGUGAUGUGUGUGUGUGUGUCUUGGUUGUCGGAAACA
This is a messenger RNA of Aspergillus aculeatinus CBS 121060, 720 nucleotides long. Its product is annotated as H(+)-transporting V0 sector ATPase subunit c. The record is from RefSeq and is a predicted model, not a curated record. The coding region runs from base 1 to 477 and encodes 158 amino acids. Gene Ontology annotation, biological process: proton transmembrane transport. Lineage: Eukaryota; Fungi; Ascomycota; Eurotiomycetes; Eurotiales; Aspergillaceae. The transcript has 5 exons. Gene Ontology annotation, molecular function: proton-transporting ATPase activity, rotational mechanism. Gene Ontology annotation, cellular component: proton-transporting V-type ATPase, V0 domain.